UCAUUAUAAUUAUAGAAAUAAAAAUUAAUAUUUAAAAAUCUUUAAAAUGAUAAAAUUAAAAUUGAAACUUUUUAUUAUAUUUUUAUGUUUUUGUCAGUGGAUAAAUGCCUAUACGCAAUUAUCUGAUGAAGGAUUUUCUAUUUUAACAAACUUAACAGAAAUUGAAGCUCAAAAAGUCGCUCAAGAUUUUUUGAUACCAUUAUUAGUUCCUAGAGUAUCUGGUAGCGAAGGAAAUCUUAAAGUACAAAAAUAUAUUAUUGAUCAUUUUCAAACGUUAGGAUGGAACGUAGAAGAAGAUAAAUUUACAGAUUCAACGCCAAUAGGAGAAAUUUCUUUUAAUAAUAUAAUCGUAACAAAAGAUAUUAAUGCAAAAAAUAGACUUGUAUUAGCUGUUCAUUAUGAUUCAAAAUAUUUUGAACCACCAAAUGAUGGAUUCAUUGGUGCUAUUGAUUCAGCUGUAUCUUGUGCUAUUUUAAUGGAUUUAGCAUAUAGAUUGGAUCCCUAUUUUGAUAAUAGAGAUCCUAAUUCCGUUUCUAAAACACUUCAAAUUAUUUUCUUUGAUGGUGAAGAAGCUUUUAAAGACUGGACUUCUACAGAUUCUUUAUACGGAUCAAGGCAUUUGGCAACUAAAUGGGAAAAUACAUAUGUUGUUGACACAGGAAGUACACAAAAUAAAGGCAAUAAUUUACUUAGCGGUAUUGAAGUCUUUGUAUUAUUGGAUCUAUUAGGCGCCCCUGAGCCAUAUAUACCAAAUUUUUUUCCAAUAACUUCAUGGUUAUUUAUGGAGUUGCUUGAAAUUGAAGCUCGUUUAUAUAAGAAUAAAUUAAUUAAAUUUACACAACAUAAACAUAAAAUGAUUGGAAUGCCAGUGGGAGACAGUUUAGAAGAUGUUACAUAUUUUGAUACCGAUUCCUUACAAUCUUAUCAAGCUCAUAUUGAAGAUGAUUAUAUUCCUUUCUUAAUAAGAGGCGUUCCUGUUUUACAUGUUAUUCCUUGGCCAUUCCCUGAUUGUUGGCAUAAACUUUCUGAUAAUGCUACAGCCGUAGAUCACUCAGUUUUUUUUAAUCUAAACAAUAUAUUUAGAAUUUUUACUGCUGAAUAUUUAGAUAUUGAUCCAACUUUACCGAAAAUUAAAACUAAAAAGAAUUAAUUAAUUUAUUUAUUAGAUGAACGAAACUUAGUAAUUAAUGUUAUGAAAAUAAUCGUUUAGAUAGAUUUAAGUCUAGUUUAUUAAUAAACU
Rhizophagus irregularis DAOM 181602=DAOM 197198 is the source of this 1240-nucleotide messenger RNA. RefSeq lists its product as uncharacterized. NCBI's taxonomy places the organism in Eukaryota, Fungi, Glomeromycota, Glomeromycetes, Glomerales, Glomeraceae. The record is from RefSeq and is a predicted model, not a curated record. Gene Ontology annotation, molecular function: glutaminyl-peptide cyclotransferase activity; zinc ion binding.